Molecule: messenger RNA, 2988 nt
Organism: Gekko japonicus
Lineage: Eukaryota; Metazoa; Chordata; Lepidosauria; Squamata; Gekkonidae
Product: vomeronasal type-2 receptor 26-like
Exons: 10
Coding region: 1-2988 (995 amino acids)
Biological process (GO): G protein-coupled receptor signaling pathway
Cellular component (GO): membrane
Molecular function (GO): G protein-coupled receptor activity
Source: RefSeq, a predicted model, not a curated record
AUGACAAUCUGCAUCUGGAAGGGAAGUUUUAACAUUAGGCUGGUAUUGAUUGUGGUGCUGCUGAUUGUACUCCUACGUCAUACAGUAUGCAAGACAGAUGAUGUGAAUUGCACUAUAUAUGAUGAUCCACUCCCUAUUCCUCAUGAAUUUUAUCAGCCAGGCAAUCUUCUCAUUGGAGGGAUGGUUUCUCAGGUUUUCUGCUUCUACAACACUCUGAAUUUCAUGGAACAGCCUGCAGAGAUGGUGAUUGAUGACCCUGUAUUGGUACCAAAGAACUACCAGCACAUCUUAGCCCUGGCUUUUGCUGUAAAAGAGAUCAAUGAGAAUCCCAACAUUUUACCAAAUACCACUUUGGGCUUCCAUAUCCUCAACAGCUACUAUUUAUCAAAGAUGACUUAUAAGGCCUCCCUUAGCCUGAUUUCUACAUACCAUCGGUUUGUUCCUAAUUACAAGUGUGAUACCAAAGGAAAUCUUGUAGCUAUCAUUGGAGGGCUUGUCUCAGAAACCACUGCUAAUAUGGCCACCAUUUUAUCACUCUAUAAGAUUCCACAGCUCACUUAUGGAACCCUUUCUUCAGCCUAUGGUGACAAAAUGCUAUUCCCUUCUUUGUACCAGAUGGUCCCAAAUGAAGCCUAUCAAUACAUGGGGGUGGUCCAGUUACUUCUCUAUUUCAAAUGGACGUGGAUUGGGCUAGUUGCUGUGGAUGACGACAGUGGGGACAGGUUUUUGCAGACAUUUGUGCCAAUGCUUUCUGAGAACAACAGCAAAGCCAAUGUCUAUUUUGUAUAUGGAGAACCCCCAUCUCUACACAUUCUGAGGCUGUUGCUAUUUUUAGAAGAAAAGUCAUCUCUGAGUAAAGUAUGGAUUUUUACAUCCCAAUGGGAUUUUGAGUCACUGUCUUUACAAAGGGUUUGGGAUACAGAAAUAUUCCAUGGUACCCUGUCCUUCACAGUUCACACAAAUCAGCCACCAGGAUUCCAACAUUUUGUUCAGCUCAUAAGACCUUCCUGGAAAAAAGGAGAUCAUUUUAUCCAGAAAUUCUGGGAGCAGGCCUUCAGUUGUUCAUUGAAAAAUUCCAGUGUUCAUGUGGAGAGUGAGAAGAUCUGCACUGGGGAGGAGAAACUGGAGAGCCUUCCUUUGAUGUUUUUUGAAAUAAGCAUGACUGGCCACAGUUAUAAUGUCUAUAGUGCUGUCCUUGCUGUAGCACAUGCUUUACAUCACAUGUCUGUAUCCAGAUCCAAACCAGGAAAACUGUUAAAAGAAAACAGGCUGGAGUUUCAGAAUGUAGAGCCAUGGCAGCUACAUCACUUUCUAGGGAGCAUCUCAUUCAACAACAGUGCCGGAGACACUGUAUGUUUUGAUGAGGAAGGCAAAUUAAUUGCAAGCUUUGAUGUUACAAACUGGGUAACUUUCCCAAAUGGCUCUUUCCUUAGAGUGAAAGUGGGCAGGCUGGAUCCUCAAGCUUCUCUUGGUAAUGCAUUAAUCCUUAACGGUGAUCAGAUUCUGUGGCACAGAAGCUUCAACCAGGUGUUGCCUAUUUCUGUGUGCAACAACAACUGCCUUCCUGGCUACAGCAGGAAAAAGAAGGAGGGAGAAAAGUUUUGCUGCUAUGACUGUAUUUCAUGUCCAGAAGGAAUGGUCUCCAAGCAGAAGGAUGUGGAUACCUGUGUCCAUUGUCCAGACGAGAGCUACCCCAACAAGGACCAAAACCAAUGCAUUCCCAAAAUUAUAAGCUACCUGUCAUAUGGAGAACCCCUAGGAUUCAUCUUGGCUAAACUCGCUGUUUCUUUCAUUCUGAUUACUGCUUUGGUGCUUGCAACAUUUUUGAAGCACCAGAACACUCCCAUAGUUAAAGCCAACAACCGGAGCCUCACCUACCUUCUCCUCAUAUCCCUCCUUCUUUGUUUCCUCUGUUCCUUUCUGUUCAUUGGGCAGCCUGAAAGAGUUACCUGCUGGCUCCAACAAAUUGCCUUUGGCAUCAUCUUCUGUGUGGCCCUUUCAAGUGUAUUGGCCAAAACUAUCACUGUGAUUCUGGCAUUCAUGACUACUAAACCAGGAUCUGAGAUGAGGAAAUGGAUGGGGAAAAGACUGGGAAAUUCUAUUGUUCUUUCUUGCUCUUUCAUUCAAAUAUGUAUUUGUACCAUUUGGCUAACCACUUUUCCUCCAUUCCCAGAUAAGGACAUGUAUUCAUGGAAUGGGAAAAUCAUAUUACAAUGUAAUGAGGGCUCAGCUACCCUGUUUUACUGUGUCAUGGGUUACAUGGGUUCCCUAGCUUUUGUCAGCUUCACUGUGGCUGUAUUUGCUAGGAAGUUACCUGACAGUUUCAAUGAAGCCAAAUUUAUCACUUUCAGCAUGUUGGUGUUUUGCAGUGUUUGGUUGUGCUUUGUUCCCACCUACCUGAGUACCAAAGGGAAAUACAUGGUGGCUGUGGAGAUUUUCUCUAUUUUACCUUCCAGUGCUGGCAUACUGGUUUGCAUUUUUUCCCCAAAAUGCUACAUCAUUUUACUGCAGCCUGAACUAAACAACAGGGAGCAGUUAAUAAGGAGAAAAAUAAUUGUGAAUGGCCAGUGGGUCCCAAGCAGCCCAGUUGAUGGAUGGGGCUCUUCCACAGCUUUGUAUGAAGUGAAAACAACUAAGAUAGAAAUGGAUCUUGGGCAAGCCACCUACAAGCAGAACCACAGUACCGUGCAAGAGUUCAUCUUGCUGGGAUACCAAGAAUACCCUGCCCUCCUCUUCACCGUCUUCCUGGCCACGUACACAGCCAUCCUCCUGGGGAAUGGUCUGAUUGUGGUGGAAACAUCCCGAACUCCCAGGGACAUAUCGGUGAAUGAAACUCUGGAGCUCGCCACCAGUUCCUCGACCCUCAAGGCCCCAAAAAAGGCCAGCAUGAACUCGGUCUCAAAUAGUGUGGUCUUGUACGGGGACCAAUACAACGCCAAAAGCUCCCGCAAAACCCGCACCAAUAAAUCAAAGGUCAAAGGCCGGUGA